ACUAUGUGUGUGUGUGUGUGCGUGAGGACAGCGUGUGCAGCUGAAAGCCGGUUACCUAAAAGGGCUGUGCCAGGCCAGGCCAAAGUGGGUUAAUAAAAAUAACCAGCGUAGGUGCAGCGACAAUCCAGGAGUGCAGGCAGAGGAGUUUGAGAGAAUCUGAGUAGAAGAAGCUGCUGGUUUACCUGACGUUAAGUCCGUGUCUGGGUAAAAAGGGAAAUAGAGAUUAUUGAAAUAUUGCUAGUUCUAUUUAAUUGUAUAUUGUCCUCAGUCUCCCCCCUCCCUUUCUUUUAAUUUACUGCAGAUGAAGAAAAUCGUUGUUGAAUUAAUAUCAACGAUCGGCAUCGCUGUACCAACAAACGUGUGCAUGACUACAACUAUCAGCGUGUUUAAAAAAAAAAAAUUGAGCAGAAAAAUCUGUGUUGAUGCUGUGAUUGUUAUGAGGACGGCAAGAUGGAGUUCCCAGACCACAGCAGACAUUUACUCCAGUGUCUGAGCGAGCAGCGGCACCAGGGCUUCCUGUGUGACUCCACGGUGCUGGUGGGCGAUGCCCAGUUUCGGGCCCACCGCGCUGUGUUGGCCUCCUGCAGCAUGUACUUUCACCUCUUCUACAAGGACCAGCUGGACAAGCGAGACGUGGUGCACCUCAACAACGACAUUGUCACGGCCCCGGCCUUUUCCCUGCUCCUGGAGUUCAUGUACGAGGGCAAGCUGCAGUUCCAGGACCUUCCCGUGGAGGACGUGCUGGCAGCGGCCAGCUACUUGCACAUGUAUGACAUUGUCAAGGUGUGCAAGAAGCGCUUGAAGCGGAAGGCCACGACGGAGGCCGACAGCACGCGCCGAGAAGAGGACGGCGGGUCCAGCUGCUCCGAUAAGGCCGACAGCCUGUCGGACGGUUCCACGGGCCGCCCCGCCAGCGCGGACCUGCUGCACAGCGACGAAGAGGAGGAGGCGGUGAAGGCCGAGGGAGGGCCGCUGUGGCUGAGGCUGCCGUCCGCGGACAGACCAGUGACGCCGGCCGUGGCGAGAACCAGCCCGGGGCGCGGCGAGGCCGAGAUGCAGGGCGCCGAAGGCCCGGGGGAGGGAGGAAAGCUGCUCUCCCCGGCUGGCAGCCCCACCAGCUCCGCCGGGUCCCUCUCGCAGAGGUCCCAUCGCUCGGUGGGCUCUCGCGGAGCGCACCGGGGCAGGAGGGUGUCGAACGACGCUACCGACUGCGUCCUGGACCUGUCGGUGAAGCCAAUCGCCGGUAGCAACCACAGCAACCACCACCAGUCCUACUUCAGCGGGGCCGCCACGCCGGACCGCCUCCAGAGCCCGCUGGCCGUGAGGGUGAAGGUGGAGAGGGGCUCCGCUUCGGACGAGGACGAGGAACUGGGAGGCAGGGACUACGACAUGGAGCACAGCGGCAUCGCCAAGGCGACGGCCCCCAGCGUCAACGGGGGCCUGACCCGCCACGGGGUCGGAGGGCCUCUGUCGGCCCAGCGGAGGCUCGGCCUGGAGGCGCACCUGUCCGCGCUGCGAGAGGCCUCUCUGGCCUCGGAGCUGGAGCGGGAGGACAAGCCCUCGGCCACGGCGGACGACGAGGACAUACUGGGGGGCGAAAGCGAGCGCUCCCAGGCCGAGGUGACCGCCAUGGACAGCUCCCUGUUGCCGUACGUCUCCAACAUGCUGUCGGCGCAACACACCCAGAUCUUCAUGUGCCCGCUGUGCAACAAGGUGUUCCCCUCCCCGCACAUCCUCCAGCUCCACCUCAGCUCCCACUUCAGGGAGCAGGAGGGCAUCCGCUCCAAGCCCGCCGGAGACGUCAACGUGCCCACCUGCACCAUCUGCAGCAAGACCUUCUCCUGCAUGUACACGCUCAAGCGCCACGAGCGGACACACUCCGGCGAGAAACCCUACACCUGCACCACCUGCGGCAAGAGCUUCCAGUACUCGCACAACCUCAGCCGCCACGCGGUGGUGCACACACGCGAGAAGCCGCACGCCUGCAAGUGGUGCGAGCGGCGCUUCACGCAGUCGGGGGACCUCUACCGACACAUCCGCAAGUUCCACUGCGAACUGGUCAACUCGCUGUCGGUGAAGAGCGAGCCGCUGGCUCUGCCCAAUGUCAGGGAUUGGGCGAUCGAGGACAGCUCCCAGGAACUGUGGAAGUAGAAACGGCUGGCGGGGAGUGAAAGACAGGCAGUGAGGCAUGGAGAGGGAGGGCCGGGAGGGGGGAGGGGGGGGGCUGGCAAAGUUUGAUAUUUGGGGUUCAAGUGAGUCAUGUUCUUGUGUGUCGCAAAAUCUCAUUCAAUUGCACUUUAAUAGCACAUGAAAAUGUUACUACUGACUUUUUGUUUUCGUUGUCGUUGCUGUUCCGGGUAGUUUUGUCGUGUUCUAUUUUAUUCUGAAAUCCAUGGCAUAAGUUUCUGUUUGGUGUGUUUUUUUUAUUUUUUUUUAUCGCGUCUUGAGGACACGGGUCGCAGCGAGAACGCCUCGCCUUCUCGAAGAGUUUUUUUCUUUUUUUUCUUGUGUCUCGCCUCCGACGCGUCACUCCGACGCCGGCCAGCGUCUCGGUUCCACCGACGGCAAGCAGCGGCGCAUCAGAUCAGGUCGAAACACACUGAAGUUAGAAAAAAAAAAAAAAAAAAGCAUAACAAUACACUAAACGGGUACUGUGAUCACCUCGCACACACACGGUUUGAAGAAGUGUAUGUGCGCGUGUGUGUGUGUGUGUGUGUGUGUGUGUGCGUGCGUGUGCGUGUCUCGAUGCUGCACUACUCUGGCAAAACUUUCACCUGGCGUGCGUGAGUGUGUACGAGUGUGUUUGGCGUGUGUUGAUUUUUUUUGUACUGGCAUAGAGUUGUCGUUGGUGAAGCGCUCCCCGGCUCUGUGGCGUUGAAGCGGACUGACUGACAGGCGAACCGAUGGCACUCAUGCAAUGCACAGCUUCCUCUUUUUUUUCACUUCCAAUCAAUUUGAAGUAUUUUCUAAAAAUGUAAGACCUUUACAAAAUUAUUAUAUUAAUUAUUAUUGUUAUUAAUAGAUUUUUUUUCUUAAAUCUAGCUGGCAGUCUUUAAAGCAUCUCUCGUUGAAAAGGUAUUUAAUUUAAGGUUGUUGUAUAUUGUUCUUCUAUAGUUUUAGAAUUUAAAUCAGUUUAUAUUCUUUUCCUUUUAAAUUAAUGAUUAUUAUUUUUUUGUAUUACUUUUUUUUUGUAAUGGGACCUGCUGUUGUUGCAUGACGUCCGAACCUGUAUAUUUUAAAAUAAAAAUGUGAAUUUGCUGUAUUACUGUACACAUUGUAAUUGAUCAAAUAUUUGACAACAGGCUUUCCUUUUCUUUUCAUUUCUUUGUGAAUACUACUCCAGGGUGCGGCCUGUUAAAAAACUGAAUAUUGUUCUCACUAAUAUGGGAAAACGAAAUGCAUGGACAUUUGAUUUUGUCUUAAACCUUACGUUUUUUUUGUUUUGUUUUUUUUGCAUCGGGAGGGAGAUGUUUGAACACUUUUGACAGUGAAGAGUUUUUUGUUUUUCUACGCGUCGCUGGGCUCCUAGAAGAAUGUUACCGAAUGUGUUUCCGUCAGAUGUUGAAGCGACACGAUGAAGCAUUUUAAGCCUGUGUGUGUCUGUGUGUGCGUGUGUGUGUGUACAUGCACUGAUCUCUGCGUGUGUGUGUUUAUGAGCGUGUGGCUCGGUUGUCACCGGUCAAUUCAACCUGCUGAAGAUCUACGUCCCAGCACCACUUCCUCCUCCUCUUCCUCAGGCGUUCUCUGGGUGUUGCUUUCCCACCUCUCACGUCUCCGGACUCUAGAACGUGGUUAAGCCGUUUCUUAAUUAUUUCUGCUCCUCGGGCACUUACUUCAGGUCUGUUGGGUGCAAGUUAUGUGGCCCAGACUUUGGCUAAAGAGCGAAGGAUAAGGGGGACAAAAAGAGGAGAGGCUGAAACAUCUGUCCUGCUGGAAGAUAAAGGCCCAGAUGUGUUUGUUCCGUACAAACAGCCGAGACGUGAAUGCGAGACGAGGUCUGAGCGUCUUAAAACAUAAUCCUUACUUUACAGAUUUGGCCCGCCUGAAUGCACCUUUUUGAGCUAAAAGACAGGAAAUCUGAUUUUUUUAUUUUUUCGGAAAAGAUGCCUUUUGUUAAAAAAAAAAAACUUUUCUAACGCUAUGAAAGUAUUUGAUACUUUAGCGCUUUAGGGGAUAUUUGUUGAAACUUGUGCAUAAAUUCGUGGAAUCUAUUGAAUUUAUCAGAAAAUAAUGUCUUAUUACAUUUUGAUCAUGUGAAUCAUCGUGAAUGUUGUGUUUGGAAUUUGGGCAACAUCAGUUUAAAAUUUUACUUUUUUUUUUUUUUUUUGACACCUCCUGUAUCUAAAAUGUCUUAAUUCAUUAGAAUUUUCAAAGUAAGGGUCAAGCGUUUAUACAAUCCAAAAACAUUUGACUCUGAAAGGUUGAACGCUCCCCCCCCCCGCCCCUCACUCGGUGUGUUUAUAUGUGCGAGUGCGCGCACGCCCCCGUUGAUGUGCAUGUGGUGGGUGGGGUGGUUGUGUGUGUGUGUGUGUGUGUGUUGCCCUGUCAUCUGGUGGCACCUACAGGCUUUGCCAAGGCAACCGCGUGGGCGCCACUGGGGCGGCUUGCAGCGCGUCGGCUCGUCUCCUCUUCUUCUUCUCCUCCUCCUCCUCCUCCUCCUCCUCGAGACGCUAUUUCUUCACUGGCAGAGUCUCUGCAUAUGUGCUCGCUCCAUCCUGCUGUUGUUUUCAUCAUUACUGCUGUUUCUUUUUUUCUUUUUUUUUUUUUUUUGGUUGCUCUGGUUGUACUUGACCGCCUUAAACUGCUGUAGUCCGGGCUGUUGUAUUUGAUUUGAUUUUUCAAAGUGUGAGCGUGUUGAUGGAGUCGUGGGAGCGAUGUCGAUCGCUCGAGCCGCUGUGAAGGAACCACCCUGAAGAAACAUCUCCAUCUUUUGCUGUGCUUACUUGAAAACAAAGGGGGAGGGAGGGAGGGGGGGGAGUGGGGGGUAUUUUUGUUGAAAGCAAGGUAUAAAGAUAAAAUUAGACCGUUUAUGGAAAGACAGAUGGGGCAGACUGAGUCUGUUUUGAAAAAGGACAAUCACUGUCUGGGGGGGAAAAAAACAAGUGGAUUUUGAUUCAGAUAUAUUUGCUCCCUCUUGAGAUUAAAUUUUUUAUUUGCUUUUAUUUUAUGUUCCUUUUUUUCAGAUGUAGUCAUUUUUAGCUUUGACAAUCAUAGUUGGGUUGAUUUUCUUUAUUUUUAUUUUUUUCUAAAGGGGAGUAAAUUCUAAUUGUGUUUAGUUUUGUAAUUUUUUGGUGUGCUGUUGUUGACAUUUUUAAAUUGUGUGCAAACUGCAAUAAAUUAUAAGAAUCUUGAAAUUCAA
Messenger RNA from Pungitius pungitius (ninespine stickleback), 5359 nucleotides. It is a transcript of the gene zbtb18, whose product is annotated as zinc finger and BTB domain containing 18. Gene Ontology annotation, cellular component: nucleus. The coding region runs from base 451 to 2151 and encodes 566 amino acids. The record is from RefSeq and is a predicted model, not a curated record. The transcript is spliced from 2 exons. Gene Ontology annotation, biological process: regulation of transcription by RNA polymerase II. NCBI's taxonomy places the organism in Eukaryota, Metazoa, Chordata, Actinopteri, Perciformes, Gasterosteidae. Gene Ontology annotation, molecular function: DNA-binding transcription factor activity, RNA polymerase II-specific; protein binding.